Molecule: messenger RNA, 3431 nt
Organism: Onychostoma macrolepis
Lineage: Eukaryota; Metazoa; Chordata; Actinopteri; Cypriniformes; Cyprinidae
Gene: mtg2
Product: mitochondrial ribosome-associated GTPase 2
Exons: 7
Coding region: 166-1254 (362 amino acids)
Cellular component (GO): mitochondrion
Molecular function (GO): magnesium ion binding; GTP binding; GTPase activity
Source: RefSeq, a predicted model, not a curated record
CUCGGGCUUAACGCAGCGACGUACUUGUCAACGGCGUCGGUGUCGCACGUGUCUGAGGCGGCGUACCCUUCUCACAUGACAAAGUGCAGCAAUGUCUCCUUCGGCAGGUGAUCCGUGGCACGAUCCACUCCCCAUACCAGUCCUGAUCUAGACGUAUAUGCUGGCAUGCUGUUGGAGAAGCACAUGAAGCUGCUGCGGCUGUACGGCGGGCUGCUGAUCCAGCGAGCGCACAAACACACCGCGCCGCGGCUCUCCGAGAAGAAGCUGAGCCGCUGUUUCGUGGAUCACCGCAGGGUGAAGGUAGUGGCGGGAUCGGGGGGGAACGGAGCCUCGUCCUUCCACAGCGAGCCCCGGAAAGAGUGGGGCGGACCGGACGGUGGAAACGGAGGAGCCGGAGCAGACAUCAUCAUCAGAGUGAACCGGCAGGUGAAGUCACUGUCCUCUGUGUCAACGGUGUAUCGUGGAAAAGAUGGAGAGGCAGGAAGCAGUCAAAACUGCUUUGGACGCAAUGCCAGCCCCACCUACAUCGCAGUUCCUGUCGGCACGCUCGUCAAAGAGGAGGGCAGGACGCUGGCAGACCUCUCGCAGCACGGCCAGCUGUAUACGGUGGCGUACGGAGGUGCGGGGGGCAAGGGGAACCGCUUCUUCCUGUCCAAUGAGAACAGAGCGCCCCUGACCGCCACGCCCGGAGAGAAGGGCCAGGAGCGCGUGGUUCAGCUGGAGCUGCGCACCAUGGCCCACGCCGCACUGGUUGGUUUUCCGAAUGCAGGCAAGUCUUCUCUGUUGCGUGUGAUCUCGAAUGCGCGUCCGGCUGUGGCGGCGUACCCCUUCACCACGCUCAAGCCUCACGUGGGCAUCGUCACGUACAGAGACCACCAGCAGCUGGCAGUGGCUGAUAUUCCCGGGCUGAUUCCCGGCGCUCAUCUGAACCGCGGGCUCGGCGUGUCUUUCCUCAGGCACAUCGAGCGCUGUCGGCUGCUGCUGUUCGUGUUGGACAUGUCUUCCGCCGAGCCCUGGGAGCAGUUCCAGCAGCUGUGCUUCGAGCUGGACCAGUACAAACCUCAGCUGUCCCACAGACCUCGUGCCAUUGUGGCCAACAAGAUGGACCUGCCGGAGGCCAGGGGGAACCUGGAGGCUCUGAGGAGCCGCGUCCAUCAGACGGUCAUCCCUGUGUCUGCGCUGACCGGACACAACACGGCGCAGCUGAUCCUGCACCUCAGAGAGAUGUACGACAGCUACCCGCAGAACUCCUAGAGGAGGAUGCAUCUGCGCCCUACACGGCUUCCCGUAAGACCUGGACAUGCAGGUUAACAUCAGACUGUAGUUUGGACCACUUCCACUGAACGUGUCGAGUUACUGACCGUCGUCAUGACAACAUAAAGCUGAAAAGCAGGGGCUUUCUGCACUUCUCACGUGAGGAUCUCAGGAAGGGAAGUCAUGCGAGUGCUCAGUCAUUCCUGAUCUUCUGCUCACACGGUAACGGUCUAUUCUUCAGCUGCAAGAAAUAUAUAUAGUAUUUAAUGUAUUUUUUUAUUUUUAUUUAAUAAAAUAAUACAAUUAUAACAUCUUUUAAAGUAUAAGUAAAUCAUUACACAUUGUUCAAUUUAUAUAAUGGUUUGUAGUUUUCUAGUUUCAAAGCAAUAAACUGAAUGAAGAGUGUGUAUGUUAUUUUUCUCAGUGCUGGCCUUCAGGUCAUGGUGCUGCUGAUGUAAUCUAUAACACUUGACUGAGGACAUGUGCUGAACUGAAUGUUCAGAUGGGUUUGUGGUGAUAAACCUCUCCGUGUGCUGAAGCAGCACAGAGCGCCAUCUGCUCAAUCCUCAGUCCACGCUUGCGUUCAGAAACGUUCUGUCGGUCCGGUCACUUGCAGAUUGAAGUUGAAGUAAGACACGCUGAAGGUAAUUUGUAUUCGCGUGUCGCUGGCCACUUGUUGGCUAAAUCAGCCGGCCCUAACAUAGUAAUAAUCAUCUUCAUGAUCAUUUCUUCUGGGCCUGAAACAGGUCGAAAGCUGUGGAAUAGCCUGUGAAAUGUGCAAAUAGUUAAACUUCAGAGGAGGAGACCGGUUUGCUGGGGAACUGGAUGCUUUUCUUCAGUUGACUUUGAAUAGCAGGACAUACAUAUGAGGAUGUUAGCUUUUCUUUGACGUUGAGAGCAUGUGUUGUUAAGCGUUGUCAGUAAUCGUUAACAAUUAUUGGAAUUAUCAAUGCAUUCUUGAGUUUGGUACCAAAGAAGAAAUACUGUAAAACUGCACUGGCGGCUUAAUGCAGUUCUUGCAAAUAUAAAAGGAUCAUUUCAUAGUCUGUUGUAAGUGCUGAUGCCGCUCUGAUCGCAACCCACAAAAACCAAGUCCACGACCAAACAUACAGCUCAUAUUUGAUACAUGUUGAUAAUGUUGGCCAUGAAUCCCCCAGGAGGAGUACUUAAAAGUUCAUCACAAGCGCUUUGCACAAGUAGCAGUAAUGACCGUCAGUGUGAAAGUGCCUGUAACUCUGAACGUUUGUGGCGUGAUGAGUACAGUGUACCGUAUGAAAGUCACCUGUACGAUUUAAGUCCGGCCACACUGUAAACUGAUCACAUCAAAUGAAUCGGUCUGCAGUUGCGAUCCAGAGUAGUCUCUCUUACAACCAAAACACACUUCAGAGAGCUACAGCGUGAGUUCUAAGCAAAGCAGAGUAUUCCUUCAAUAGAAUCAAACUUAUUCAUUUAUCGUUGAACAAAGGCUUUGAAAGUGGUUUGGGUAAUCCAAGGAACAGAUAACACAUUCAGAUUCACCUUCAUCCGCAUUGGUCCUCCUUAACAUCCCAUAAUAUGCCCACCUGUCGCAUGUAAAUAUUUUUAAUUGGAAGCGUGUUAUCGGACUCCUCGACUCUUCCCAGGCCUGCAGGAGUUUCUCACAGCGUUUGUAGAUGAGUGUUGAAACGAGGGCAACAUGUCUGAAUCUUGUGCUGAGACAGAAACACAUGACCCGAGAGUCUCAGAUAACAUGUUUCCAUCGUCUCGGUCUCUCUCGGAGCCGCACACUUCUGUCCUUCUUCCCUAACCUGCUCUCAGAUUAACGUGUUAUAAUUCCUAUUAUUUCUAUUAGUCAAGUACAGAGUUUAAAACAUGGACAAAAAAUUUCCAUCAAAAUAAUGUUUUACUAAACUGUAUUUGUAUUGUUGUUGUUAACUGUGUCAUAAUUUCUUCAUCCUCAGUUAGCAUUAGCAUAUGCUACAAUCAUCUCUAAGUUUCUCAAAUGUAUUAUUUUUGCAGAUGCUAAAGUACCAUUGGCUUUAUGUGUCACGGCCUUAAUAUGUAUCAGAGAGGUUUCUUCCUUUCUUCUGAUUAAUUUAAUGUGAUGAUUUUACAUCAUAAUUCAUGUACAAUCCUCACCUGUGAAAUAACGGUCAAAGCACUGGAACAUGGUUGAAAUAAACGUAUGAUUUUUCAAU